AUGCUGCCUGUCAGACUAGCGGUCAAUCUUCAACGAUUUCGUCAAAAACCGUUCACUGGCUCUCGAAAUAUCUCCGUUCUUGCAGCAUGUAUGUACCGAAAUGUUGGAAUCCGCCCCAAGCUUCCAAAUGCUGCUUUUAACUCCGUUGUUGUUCCUCGUGUCCUUUCAUCACUAUUAUUUCCCAAAAUUAGCGGUUCAUUCCAUACCUUCUCUACCUUGAGGAAAAGCAAAAAAGCUUCAAAUAAAGCAACUUCAGCCACAAUAAAUACUCUUCAUUCGGAUCUCGCAUGGCAGGCGAUGACGACUCAAAAGCGUUUCCUUGUUUAUGAGGCGGCAAAUGACAAAAAGUUUCGGACUACUAUAAAUGCUGCAUUCCUUGCUACACUCACAGGAUUGGAUAUGUAUCGUUCUAAUGAAAUCAAUCUUCAGAAUUGGAACACUUGCAGUUAUUUUGAAAAGAUAUCUCGAAUAGGCUCUUGCUUUGUCAUUCCCUUACUUUAUUUGGGAGUUGCUUUUCUCAUAUUCUUGCCUCGAAGAACCAUUCAUUCUCUGUCUACUUUACCAGCCCGUCAAGUUGAAUUGAAGACGGGUCUUCCGGGGCCCAACAACAAGCUUUAUUUUGAAAAGUCUAUUGUCCUACCUCGGAAUCAGGUUUCCCUUCUCUCACAAUCCAUUGACAAAAAUCCCAUGGUUUUGAAGGUGAAAGGUACACCCUUCUUUUAUCUUUUAGACGCUAACGGCACCUUUACUGGUGGAUCUAAAAAUAUCUUACCUUGUGUAAUUCCAACACAACAUUUUGGAAGCUCUAAAAAAUAG
This is a messenger RNA of Schizosaccharomyces cryophilus OY26, 816 nucleotides long. RefSeq lists its product as uncharacterized. The coding region runs from base 1 to 816 and encodes 271 amino acids. Lineage: Eukaryota; Fungi; Ascomycota; Schizosaccharomycetes; Schizosaccharomycetales; Schizosaccharomycetaceae. The record is from RefSeq and is a predicted model, not a curated record. The transcript is spliced from 2 exons.